AAACUUUCACUACGCUACAUAAUUUCAUUGAUAAGGAUAUAGGUUGAAUAUACUUGAAGACAAAAUGGAUCUCGGAGUUGUUUUAUUUGUAAUAGCAGUGGCUACUGGUGUACAUGGUACAUUGCGGGUGCCAAACUACUACAGUAACCACAUGGUGUUACAGCGUGCACCUGCUCGAGCAAUUUUGUGGGGAUAUGCUGACGUCAUAGGUGAUACAGUAACCAUUUUGAUGAACGGCGUUCAAAUUCAAGAAGCCACGGUUCAGAAAAGUACCAAAAAUAACACAGUUGGAUUUUGGAAAGUUAAGCUUCCAGCAGAGAGUAACCCAGGGCCGCACGAGAUUCACGUAAAAUCUAGUGAGGGGUUUCUCUCAUUUGUUGACGUCAUGUUCGGGGAUGUGUGGGUGUGCUCUGGACAAAGUAAUAUGCAGUUUACAAUGCGAGAGGUGUUCAACAGUACACAUGAAAUCGAUGACUCUAUACAAUACGGUGAUAUUCGGAUGUUAUUCUCUGACUUUAAACAAUCAAAUGUGCCACUUGACGAUGUCUCAUUAAAACGGCCGUGGAUAUAUCCCAUUAAAGGUAUAAUAAAUGAGUUUUCGGCCCUAUGCUUCAUGUUUGCACGUGAUCUUCAAAAGCGUUUGAAAUAUCCAAUCGGAGUAAUUGAAUCAGAUUGGGGCGGUACUCCAAUAGAAGUAUGGAGUGGCCCGGAUGCUGUCAACGCAUGCCCGACGACAUCAACCAUUACGCCGAAUAAGCACUGGCCAACAGAGAGAGGAGUGCUCUGGAACUCUAUGAUACAUCCCUACCUGUCAAUGACAAUUAAAGGCGCCAUCUGGUAUCAAGGUGAAUCAAACGCAGGCCGACCUGACCUAUAUGCAUGUCAGUUUCCCGCCAUGAUCGAUGACUGGCGGAAGAAAUUCCAUGCUGGAUCAGACGGUGAAACAAGUGAUCACUUCCCGUUUGGAUUCGUUCAGCUUGCACCAAAUCGUGCUGGUAACACUAUUGGAGGUUUCCCGCCGACAAGAUGGGCGCAGACGACAGACAUUGGCUAUGUGCCAAAUUCAAAUAUGCCAGAUACAUUUAUGGCAGUUGCAGUUGAUUUACCAGAUUUUAAUUCUCCAUCCGGGACUAUUCAUCCGACAUAUAAACAAGAUGUAGCAGCUCGUCUAGUUCUGGGAGCCAUGAAUGUUGCCUAUGGAGACAAAAGUGUUGUAUUCCAAGGUCCAUUUCCUACCGAGUAUAAUGUUAACAAUGGCCAACACACGUUGGGCAUUACUUUUAACGCCGGGAGUGGAAAUUUACAUGUGAACAAUAACAACGGGUUUGAGGUUUGCUGUGCAAGUACGACUUCCGGUUGUAAUUUUCCAACUGCUUGGGUAGCUGCUCCAAUAAAAGUAUCUGAAUCAUCAAAUAUUCAGAUAGAUACUUCCGGUUGCCAUGGAAACUUUCAUGUUGCUGGUGUCAGGUAUGCUCAGUUCCUAGUAAAAACAUAAAAUAAAAUCUAGAUU
Messenger RNA from Ruditapes philippinarum (Manila clam), 1510 nucleotides. Its product is annotated as sialate O-acetylesterase-like. Gene Ontology annotation, molecular function: sialate O-acetylesterase activity. Lineage: Eukaryota; Metazoa; Mollusca; Bivalvia; Venerida; Veneridae. The transcript is spliced from 10 exons. The record is from RefSeq and is a predicted model, not a curated record. Gene Ontology annotation, biological process: carbohydrate metabolic process. The coding region runs from base 65 to 1495 and encodes 476 amino acids.